Molecule: messenger RNA, 6250 nt
Organism: Camelus dromedarius (Arabian camel)
Lineage: Eukaryota; Metazoa; Chordata; Mammalia; Artiodactyla; Camelidae
Gene: FGF14
Product: fibroblast growth factor 14
Exons: 5
Coding region: 1406-1897 (163 amino acids)
Biological process (GO): regulation of voltage-gated sodium channel activity
Cellular component (GO): cytoplasm; nucleus
Molecular function (GO): growth factor activity; sodium channel regulator activity
Source: RefSeq, a predicted model, not a curated record
UGUAUUUUUAAUGUUCUCUUCAGGUAUGUUGGUGGACUGCAGAUAAAUGCUCUGUUCCCACUUGCUCAUGCAGAACUUAAGAGAAGGAAUAACCAAUGCAAGUUCUUUCUUGAUGAACUAUCACAAUAAUAGAAAUAUUAACAAAGCGCAUGCACGCUCCUUCUUGAACGCUCUUCAUCCCUUCCACCUGCCACUGCCUACAAGAGCCCCUUGAGUCACCUCCUCCAUGAAGCCUUCCAACAUCUACUCCCCAGCAGUGGGUUGGGCUGGCUGGGACCUGGGAGUCUCUGUAAAUUAACCACUCUUUCCUUUGUGCUCCUUUAUGCCUUUUUUAGAACUCCAUUAUAGGACUUCUUUUUUUCUAUUUUGAUUUGUGAUUGUGUGUUUACUUGUUUCUGUUAGACCGUGAGUGUUUUUAAGACAAGUUAUGCCCAAUAAUCUUAGUUUAUCAGUGAUUAGAACAAUGCCUGGAAUCGAUAAAUGCUUGUUGAAUAAAGGGCUAUUCAGCAUUUUUCUUCUGUGAUAAAGCCUUUCACAGCACACUCAAACAAUUCACCCCAAGUUUACCUUUGAUCUGUCCACUGUCUAAACCCGAAAUUCAUCUGCCAAAUUAGGAAUUCAAGCUCUUUUUCUUUAUUUAGCCGUCAGUCUCCUGUGAGGGCCAUUAGCCACCACACAUGUAGGUGUGGGAAGUGCACGGCCUGUUUCAUCACACUGUGACCACGUCCUGAGACACCCUGAGGUUGCAUAAAAGGAGAUGCCAGAAGAGGAGGCUCAGGAGGAAUGACUGGAGAGAGAGGAGGAAAGUAGUGCUGUCCCCUAGGCCAAGAGAGCAGCGUGUUUUCAGGGAGAGACAGUCACCAAUCAGUAAAUCCUGCUUAGUCUCAACUGUAUUAUCUUUUACACCUACCAUUCCCAGUGGCAAGAGAGAGCGGAAGGAGGGAAUACAGGGCAGGGACCACAAAAUACCAGUUCGUGUCCUCUUUUAUCACAUCGCUCUCACUCCAUCUGUCAAAUGGGGGCAGUAGUCAUUCCUAAGCCAUUAGCUUGUCCUGCGGAUGAAUUUGUAACAAUCAGGUGGAAUUCCCGCACAGAGCCCUACACCUCUCAGUGCUGAAUAAACAUUAGUUACUAACAGUAUUGUUGGUUGUGUGAUCCAAGUGCAAUUAGCAAAAUAUAACUAGAUAUCAUUGUGUAAGAUGUUUGUCUCUAGCAAACAAGAGAACCUCCUGAUGGUGUGAACACACAAGCAGUACCCAUUCCUGGGUCUUUGAGGCUUCACGACUAGUCGGACUCUGACAGCUCUCACCUGGGAUGCAGAACCACUCAAGGUGGAACCGAGAGAGAUCCCCAGCUCAAGGGUAUAGUGACCAGGUUAUAUUGCAGGCAAGGCUACUACUUGCAGAUGCACCCGGAUGGAGCUCUCGAUGGGACCAAGGACGACAGCACCAAUUCUACACUGUUCAACCUCAUACCUGUGGGCCUGCGCGUCGUCGCCAUCCAGGGCGUGAAGACAGGGUUGUACAUAGCCAUGAAUGGAGAAGGUUACCUCUACCCGUCAGAACUUUUUACCCCUGAAUGCAAGUUCAAAGAAUCUGUUUUUGAAAACUAUUAUGUAAUCUACUCAUCUAUGCUGUACAGACAACAGGAAUCUGGUAGAGCCUGGUUUUUGGGAUUGAAUAAGGAAGGGCAAGUUAUGAAAGGAAACAGAGUAAAGAAAACCAAACCAGCAGCCCAUUUUCUACCCAAGCCAUUGGAAGUCGCCAUGUACCGAGAACCAUCUUUGCAUGACGUGGGAGAAACGGUCCCGAAGGCCGGGGUGACGCCGAGUAAAAGCACAAGCGCGUCCGCAAUCAUGAAUGGAGGCAAACCAGUCAACAAAAGUAAGACGACAUAGCCAGAUCCCCACAGGUGUUGUGACUCACUCGCCCCGAGCACCGUUGAGCGAUUUAUCCUGGCCAGACAUUCCUGCUCCCGGGGCCGAGGAGCAGCGGGAGGGAAGCGAAAGCUUGCUCUGCGCUGCCUCGAACUUCCUGGUCGCCAGCAGAUAAAUCUCAUCUCAACGGGUUGCGCCCCCACAGCCAGAAGACACCUGGAUAACCAGCUCAACUCAGACCAUGGAAUGCCCUACCAGAUAUGGAAUGCCUUUUUACUCUCUUUUCUGUGACUGUGGCACUUCAUGUGAAUGACACACUUUCACAAAUACACUCGAUACCUUGCCUGCUGACAGCUACCCAUUAUCCUUUUCGAGUCCUGUUUCAGCGAAAUCCAUGUGUUUAAGUUCAAUUUUUGUAGCACACAGAUACUCUGGAGUAAUUUCUAGUUAGAUGCUGUAAACCUGUGCUGUUCUGGAUUUCUCUUCUCCCCGUUUUUACAGGGCUGCUGGCUCCACUGUCCGUGACCUUUGGCAGGGAUUGUGUUCCUCUGAAUAGUGACGGUUGCCGUGGGCUUAGUUCGGAGAGCGAUCAGGGCAUCAGAAGGCCUUCUAAACCUAUAAUGACAAAUUGCAUCUAUAAAGAUUAGGAGCGUUGACUCCGGCUCACACGAUCAAUUAAACACACAUAUACGCCCUACCCACAAGCAGACACUGUGCUGUGGUGGCCGGCGCGGCCGGGGUGAGAAGCGGGGUCAAACGCAGUCACGGGAUGCCCUCUCUGAUCUGGGUUUGACAUCCCCCUCUAGUUUCUUUGUGUGUGUGUGUGUGUGUGUUUUCUACAUAUCACAAGCUUACUGGUAAUGGUAACAUUUGCCUUGCCCAGCGAGCAAGACCCACUGGUUUUUGGGAAAGUGGGUCCAAAGAACUCUGUAGGCCUUGUAGGCCUGAUUAAGGUUCAUUUUUCAUCUACGAAUCCUCAUUAUUUGGAAAAAAAAAAAAAAAAAAGAAAAAUCCGUAAUUACAACCUACAAGAAUUGCGCUACCUAAAUCCACUUCAGAUCGAAUCCCUCCCGUUUCUAACGAGCCGCGCUGAAUGCCGCCCCGGUUGUGGCUGCGUUCCUCCCUCACUCAGCAGAGCAUGGGCAAGGCCGCUGUUGUGUUCUUUUCUGCAGCAGCAAUGCAAACGGUAGUUAUAAAUUAGACUUUAAUAUUUUUGGUGUUUAACGACAAGUUUUUAAACUCAACAUAUUAGAAAACAAAAGGUAUUUUUUUUAGCCCAGCAUGCUGAGUCAGGUACUUGUCUCCACCGGUCCAUGCCUCUAACUCGGCUUCCCGGGCCACGCGGUCCCAAGGCGGAGUCAGAGGUGCCUUGCCAUGAUCUCAGAAUGCAGUCUGUUGGAUUAUUCUCGAUAAAAAUAAAGGCAAACCAACACGUUCACACAGCAGGUUUUCAGUCCAUCCAAGGUUUUUGGUUUUGUUUUUGUUUUUUGCCGUUGUUUUCUUUUGCUUUCUUACCUUCCUUUUGAAUUGAAUAGCUGAACGCUGAGCUUAGGGAGGACCCCUAACUACUGGAAGGCCAGUCUGGCAAUAGUUGACCACACAGUGAAGAAACCCUGCAAAAUGCGCAGUAUUGGAUACCAAGAGUUUCAAAAUGUUUCAUACUAAACUGUUUGGAAAUAUAUUUGUUAACUCUGUGUAUACUUAAUAAAUUUCAAUGUUUUCUCCUCAGAAGAGUUAACUGAGACCAAACUGAACCUCAAUUUAUAGAAAACUAUGCGGGAUCCAUGUACUGGCCUCUUGUCAUUAUUUCCACGUGGAAGGGUGACCCAGUCGCCGUUUACUCCCAUCUGCACUGUAUCUACUGGGAAAUUAUUUUGCCUCCGCUUUUCUGAGUCUCCAUGACAGCCCUUGCCCAGCAUUUUAAAAUUUUGGCCUGCUUAGCUGUUUAAAGAUUUAGUAUCAAUUUAACUGUUCAUGCUUAUUUCAUUUUCAUAUAGAAUUCUACUUUAAUAAAUAAAAAGUUAGCGUAACAUUUGAGUAGCUUUGUUGUCAAUACUACUAACGUACAAAUACAACAAAGGGUUCUUUUGAUCACUCCUAGUUUCCCCUUACACCUUUUAAACCCGAUUGUUCUUAACAGGAUAAGAUAAAAUACAUUAGAGGCAUUGCAUUAAGCAAUUGUUUAGGGAAGACUUAUAUUCCAUAACAUGUGGCAAACUAUGAGUAACUUAACUUGAAAUUCCAAUUAAAUGGACUUACAGACACUGCUUACCCCAGCGUGCAUGUGCACGCGCACACACACACACACACACAACCAAACAACCCCACCUAUAUGUUUUUGGUAAUAGCCCAACUUGCUGGUUUCUUUUUCCCCUGCAAGCUUGUUUAUUGGUUGAAAUUAUGACAUGAUUUAUUUUUGUAAGUGACUGAGAUUUCAGUAGAUGUGUACCUCUGUUUUGUUUUUUACAUGAGUUGUCUCUAAGGGCAUUUAUCCCUAUGAAUGGAUGUCAAAAUGCUUUCUUCUAAUAUAUGUUUAGACGUACUGAAGAGGGUCCCUUGUUAUUUGUAAUUUAGUUAGAUCAUUUCCUCUGUGUGUGGUCUGACUUGUUGCAGGACGAGGACAGCACUGAUGAACUGCAUGUUGUAAGACCUGUUUAUCAAGACCCGUUGGUGUGUAUCACUCAAUCUACAUACAAAGAGUGUGUCUGCGUUGUACAGUUUCUGUGUUUGAUAUCGUUUGUUGUAUUCAUAAAUACAACAUACUGAAUAAAAUAUUUAUAUGAAGGCAUAUUCAGAAACAUUGAACAACUUUAUGUAACAAAAUGGCAUUGCAUCACCCACAAAUACAGAGAAGUGUCAUGUAAAUAAGUUGGUAAACUCAAUUUCCCCCUUUACCAUGCCAAAGAAAAUUUUAGCUCUUUGAUGAUACCUCUCUUGCUAAUUUUUCCGGGAUGAGACUCCCCCACUGUCCCCCUCAAAAAUUGCUGUUGUUAAGUAAGUGCAAUCUGUCUCUGUUGAUGUUCUGUACAGUCAACCUGAUGGAAUUCAUUUGUAUUUACAGACCACCAUGUGUUUUGUACCUCCAUGUACAUAUGUCAGUUGUACUGAGUCUCUCUAAUAUCACAUUCCUUUUGCAUGCGUAUAUGCUGUGGGAGGGUUAUUUCUAGUGAUUUGUUACGGUAGCUAAUUUCUUCACCCGUUCCUCAGCCAUGCUCCGGAGUGCUCAUUGUUUUGAUAUUUCUAGUGACACCAUUUUAAUUUCUUAUAAGUUUGCUUUCUAAAAUAUUUUGCUACAACUUUACUUGUAAAAAUUAUAGAAAAGAUGCAAGUGGUCCAGCCUAUAUAAAGAGUAAACUGGAACUGACAUCAUUUCACUGCAGAUCUUGGAGAAUUUAGAGAUUCUUGCUCUAAAUAUUCUCUUGAUCUGAGUGUUCUGGGGUAGGGGUUGGCUUCAGGAACUCCAAGAUGGGCCCACAAGGCUCCUGGGGCCGUCCUAAUUGUUUGCCUCUUGGAAAAUAAGAAGAGUUUCUUUGUCACACCUGGCCAGAUGCUUAAUGAAUGCCUAAGGCACUAAAGCAAGUUGGAUGUUUUCAGGAUGACCAGUAUCAGAUUCUGUUCUUUUUUUAAAAAAAACAAAAUGACAAAAAAAUUCAUGGUUUUUAAGUUAGACAUGGAUCACUUCAUUUAAAGUUUUCUCUCUAAUAUUAGAGGGAAAAUUAAAAUUUGAGAGACCAGAUUGACUAAGAAAGCCAUUUUAGAAAGAAUUGACAAUAAUUAAAGAUGAUUUUCAAUGUUGUUUCAGAAGAAAACUAUAUCCAGGGAAAGCUGUUGAACUAAAUGUAGGCGCAUCAAACUCCAGGUGUGAACUGGGCUACUUUGGAGUAAAAUACAUUCCAUAGCGAAGCUUCCUUAGCUUACACAAUGGCACGUAGGGCCUGUUGACUCUCUUGAAUACUGAAUAGGGUUUCAAAGGUUUGAUCGUGAGUCUACAAAUAAAGGUUGAGCUAUGUUUUGCUUUUGUUUUUUCUUGUUUUGUUUUGUUUUGUUUUGUUUUUUUAUGUGAUCCAGUUCCCCAUGUUGUGUUUGCAUCUGCGGGGCGGAGGCCAUUCCUUAAGAUGUGCUGUAGGACUCAAGAUUAGCUCAGAGUCCAGGGAGACAAUGGAAUACAGUGAUUCUCCUCUUAGGUCUCGCGAUGUUAGUAGCAUCUUACUGAAAAGUCCUUAUGGAAGAAUUCCUCAGUGAUGGUUUGCCAAGCAAGCAGGGUUAAUGUCAACCCCAUCUGCAAACUUGUUGCAUCCUUCCCAGUUGACACCAAUCCCACUGUAACUUCCAACCAACUUGAACAAGCCAUACUAUCCCUGUGCCUAUUACAUA